UGUUUAGAGACACUCCCGAACAGAUGCUUUCUCAAUCUACUAACUUUAUUUAGCUGGUUUCAUCGGUUGAACGCAGUGAAUGGAAGUUCAUGGAACUGAAUGGAACAUAAAUCAGAAAGCGUCACUUCACAUCUGGUUAAAAACAUCUGUGAAGAUGAGCGCGAGGGCGAGCCAGAGAGACCAGGAACAGUGAACGAAACUUCGGGACUAUGGCCCAGGUCACUUGUGCGGACAUGGACUCUGAUGCUAUUGUUGGUUACCUGUCUUCUCUAUUGGGCACGAAUGGCUGUGCCAGUUUGUGCAGCGUCUAUGGCGAUGCAAUUUGGAUGGAACAAAAUGGAGUCUGGAUUGGUGCUGGGCGUCUUUUAUUGGGGCUAUUGCUUCACACAAGUGUUAGGAGGCCAUGCCAGUGAUAAAAUUGGUGGAGAGAUAGUCCUGAUCAUUUCCACAAUUUCCUGGGCAGUUAUGACAGGACUAACUACUCUUCUGGUCAACAUGGGAUUCCCAUCACUCAUUACCAUCAUGGUAGGCAGGUUCAUGAUGGGUGUGCUGCAAGGUGUGCACUAUCCCUCUCUAAACAGCAUCUGUGCACAGCGUGUGGCUGAGGGAGAGAGGGGUUUUUUGAUGAGUACAUUAGGCUGUGGCAGCUACCUGGGUAUGCUGAUGGUGGGAGGACUGGGAUCUAUCAUGCUGGAGUGGUAUGGCUGGGAAAUUGUGUUAUAUGGACCUUGUUUCCUCUCCAUACUAUGGGCCUGCUGUGUAUGGAGAUGGCUACUCAGAGGACCAACAGACACAUUUAAUUCUUUAUGGAGAAACUCUGGUGCUACAUUUCAAGCACCAAUUUCACAGACAUGUUGGUAUCAUCUUUUAAAGCAGCCCAGUGUGUGGGCUGUAAUUAUUGCACAUCUUUGCCACAGCAGUACACAUUUCACACUUCUGUCAUGGCUACCAACAUUCUUCAAAGAGACAUAUCCUCAUUCAAAGGACUGGGUGUUUAAUGUGAUCCCCUGGCUUGUGGCCCUGCCUUUGUCAUUGCUUGGAGGCUGUUUGUCAGACCAUCUCAUCAAAGAAGGGUUUGGUACAGCUACAGUCAGAAAAUUAAUGCAGUUCUGCUCAAUGGGACUUGGCAGCAUGUUCAUUUAUAUGUUGUGUAAGGCUACCACAUUUCUCCAUGCUGUGGUCUUUGUCACAGCAGCCGUUGGCCUUUCCACCUUCAAUAGCAGUGGUGUGUCUGUGAAUGUGCAUGAUUUAGCCCCAUCGUGUGCUGGAGCUCUCUUUGGUAUUAUGAACACUUGUGCUGCAUUCACAAGUCUAUUAAUGGUUUACAUCUCAGGAUACCUGAUCGAGGUCACUGGGUCCUGGAUGACUGUAUUCGGCCAGCUAAUUUUGGUGAAUUUUUUUGGGGUAUUCGUGUUUAUUAUAUUUGGUGAAGCAAAGCAACUGGACCAAGUAGAUCAGUCUCCUGUGACAUGCAUCUAAAUAAACCGUUGUCAUUUUACUAAGAAAUGUCUACGGUUUCAUACAUUUUCCAAAGGCUUUAAAUAGUGAAAAUGAACUUGCACAUUUUUACGAUUCAUUUGUACAGUUGAUGUGAAUCUAACAUAAAAUGUAUAAAUUAUGUUUUUGGAUAUUUGCAUAAUGAGUAUAUUUGUAUAUUUAUUGUAAGUGUAUUUAGGUUUAAGGUUUAGGUUUAUUGUAAGUGUAUUGGGGGGGGGGGGUGUCACGGUGGCUUAGUGGUUAGCACAUUUGCCUCACAGCUCCAGGGUUGGGGGUUCGAUUCCCGCCUCCA
Molecule: messenger RNA, 1789 nt
Organism: Tachysurus fulvidraco (yellow catfish)
Lineage: Eukaryota; Metazoa; Chordata; Actinopteri; Siluriformes; Bagridae
Gene: slc17a9a
Product: solute carrier family 17 member 9a
Exons: 13
Coding region: 100-1479 (459 amino acids)
Biological process (GO): transmembrane transport
Cellular component (GO): membrane
Molecular function (GO): transmembrane transporter activity
Source: RefSeq, a predicted model, not a curated record